AUGGCUUUCUUCCCGUUCCUCUUGUUCAUAGGUGUUCUCAGCACCACUGCUGCAACCCAUCACAAAUCGAACACUCAUUUCGAUGGUUUUCAAGUCCAUAGGUUGUACGUGAACCCUGAGGAUACUUCUGUCUUACAAGCAACAUUUGAUUCUCUAUCUAUUGUCGAGCUUAACCAUGGCCGCGGUAAAAAUAAUACGUCUACCUUGGACCUUGCAAUUCCUCCUUCGCACGUCGAAGCUUUCCGUGCUUUGAACCUCACUACUACAAUUCUGAGUGACAAUCUCGGAAUGGAUAUUGCUGCAGAAGGUCCAUUGCAGGACUACCCAGAAUUUGACGCUGAUGGUGUUCCAUCUCUAUCUUGGUUCGACGCAUAUCACGCCUAUGAGGACCAUAUUCGCUUUUGGUCUGAUCUACAGGCAUCCUUUCCUAAUAACUCUGAACUUAUUCAGGCUGGCCAGUCAUUUGAGGGAAGACCUAUACAGGGAAUUCAUCUCUGGGGGAGCGGUGGUAGAAAUUCAAAACCAGCAGUCUUCUUCAACGGAAAUGUCCAUGCCCGAGAAUGGAUCACUUCAAUGGUAUCUCCUCUUCAUCCUCUAAUUGACUAUUGCCCUGUGCCACUUUGCCGGUUUAUUGAUGUGGAUUUCGUUGGAUACGAAAAUGACACCGCGGUACGAACGGCCCUUGAUAAUUACGACUUCUAUGUCCUACCUGUUGUUAAUCCAGAUGGGUUUGUAUAUUCGCAAACAGACAAUCGUUUAUGGAGGAAGAACCGCCAGAAGCGAGAAAAUACGACUGAAAUUGGAACAGACAUUAACCGGAACUGGUCUGUCGGAUUCGGCGGUGAUGGCUCUUCCUCUAAUCCUGGUUCAGAGACCUUCAGUGGCUAUAGCCCUGGGGAUGCGCCAGAAACUGCGGCGUUAAUGAAAUUUGCCCAGACAUUAGCUGCCGACAAAGGUAUUAAACUGUAUAUCGACUGGCACAGUUACGCUCAAGUAAUAUUGCUUUCGUACGGGUACACGUGUGAUAGCUUCCCGGAAAAUAUCGAUCAGCAAAUAAGCCUCGCCCGUGAAACAUCUGCUAGGAUUGCACAGUCGUACAACACGACAUUCGACUAUGGGCCGGGUUGUCUUGUCCUGUAUCAGUCGAGCGGGAAUGGCAGGGACUAUAUGACGGAUGCUGCCGGAACUGAGUUUGGAUGGGGUAUUGAGCUUAGGUCUACUUCGUAUGGCUUUGUUCUUCCUGCCGACCAGAUCUUGCCGAGUAGCAUAGAGAUAUGGGAAGGCAUGAAGUAUUUAUGGGCGAAUAUGUAGUUACGGUGAGUCAUUGUUCUUUUCACAGGAAAGCAGUGCCACCUUCAAUGUUUAUCGCUCUUGAGGAAACCUUGGUGCUUCAACCUGUUAUGACUUAUUGGCAUUACCGUGGAGAGGAGGGCCCGGAGAGCC
Messenger RNA from Hypoxylon trugodes, 1443 nucleotides. RefSeq lists its product as uncharacterized. NCBI's taxonomy places the organism in Eukaryota, Fungi, Ascomycota, Sordariomycetes, Xylariales, Hypoxylaceae. Gene Ontology annotation, molecular function: metallocarboxypeptidase activity; zinc ion binding. The record is from RefSeq and is a predicted model, not a curated record. Gene Ontology annotation, biological process: proteolysis. The transcript has 6 exons. Bases 1 to 1311 code for a protein of 436 amino acids.